Molecule: messenger RNA, 3513 nt
Organism: Delphinapterus leucas (beluga whale)
Lineage: Eukaryota; Metazoa; Chordata; Mammalia; Artiodactyla; Monodontidae
Gene: IL17RE
Product: interleukin 17 receptor E
Molecular function (GO): interleukin-17 receptor activity
Source: RefSeq, a predicted model, not a curated record
UAGACAGUGGACCUAAAGACUUAAGAACUAGAAUUGGCCUAAAGAUAGGUAUGAUCAAGCUACUGAAAGUGCAGAGGGAUAAUAACAGUCUCAAGAUACCUUCACCCAGUAGGUGUGCCCCAUACUUUCUACGGUGUGUGUCACCAAGGUGAGGGCUGAAGCAGUUCAAAUGCUCCAUGAGCAGGAGGAAGCCAUGGGACGACGUGGAGGGUCCCCGCAGAGAAUGGAGCCUCUUCAGUAUCGGAAACCACAGGAAACCAGGUCAAUGCGUGGGGCCCACCCUCUCAGCUCCAGGGCUCAGCUAUGAGACCUGGGGCUUCCUGAGCAGACUGUACUGAUGAGUGGAUCCUUGAAGCUGGAGGCCCUUUGGCAGAAGUGCUGGAACUGGCCAACGGGUAGAGAGAGAAAGCUGGACCGUAGUCCUGAAAGUCAGCCAGGUGGGAGCCAGGAUGCACAGGGGGACAUGUGAGGUUUACGUGCUUUUUUGUUCUGCCCACCUCUAAGUGGUGCAUCAGUCACCUCGGUCUCCAGCACCCACUGCAGAGAAGUGCUUCAUGGCUCUGUCAGUCUUUUAAGUGAGAGGAUGAAGCACGUGUCCAGGGGAGAUUCAAGGCCAGGAGCACGCUAAGGGGCGGGUCUGAUCUGCAGGGUGUUGCAGGAGUAGGAGGAGUUACGAAGUGGGUGCAGCCGCCAUCCAUCCCCCUGACCCUGUGCCCGCCUCUUGCCUGUUAUUUCUCUGCCAGAGCAGGAGCCCCCUUGCCCUCCAGGUAGGGGAGUAGGGUUUUCUGGGGGGCAAGUGUCCUUCAGUCCCUCCACUUGGAGGAGAAGGAAUGUGGCCUGGCCGGCUGGUUGGGCUUGAGGAGGAGCUUUGGGGCAGGGCGGGGCAGGGGCAGGCUGAGGCGAGGGCUCCUGCUGGCACUGCACUCCCUGCUGCUGCACGGCAAGGCCCUGCCACCCACCUUCAGGAGGCGCAGCCAUGUUCUGGAUACCCUGAUCCCUCGGAAGCCCAUGGGGAGCCCCGGACUGGCAGCCCUGCUCCUGCCUCUCGUCCAGCUGCUCCUUGGCCUGUCUGCCUCUGCUAGUAUUGGCUGCCCCUACCUUCCCAGCUGGAGCACCCUCUGUCUGCUGGCGUCCCACAUGGAUGACAGUUUCACUGGAAGGUCUGCCCAGAUUCCUCGCCAUACCCUAUUGGCCUUUCCCCCCUCCCCAAAGCCUUGGCGUGCUUGGCUCUGCCACUGUCCCUGCUGUUGGUGCCUGCAUCUGGUGUCAGAUCCUUCGGGUCUUCAGUGGGACUGGCUCCACCUCCUGGUGCAGAAAUCCAAAAAGUCUUACAAGUUCCGGUUCUGUAGGAGGCACACGAUGCCAGCAUCUGCUCAGAGGAAGCUGCUAAGUAGCCGUUGCCUGUCUGAGAAGGGCCAUCACAUCUCCGUCCCCUCCCCAGACACCUCCCACAAGGGGCUGCGUUCCAAAAGAACCCAACCUGCAGAUCCAGAGAAAGGGGAAGUUCUCUCCAAACGUGGCUCACAAAGGCUUGGAGGGCCUGAGUUCUCCUUUGACUUGCUGCCUGAGGCACGGGUUAUUCAAGUGACCAUUCCUCCAGGCCCUGAGGUCAGUGUGCGUCUUUGCCACCAGUGGGCACUGGAGUGUGAGGAGCUGAGCCGUCCCUUUGAUGCCCAGAAAAUUGUGUCUGGGGGCUGCACUGUAGACCUGCCUUAUGAAUUCCUUCUGCCCUGUCUGUGCAUCGAGGUGUCCUACCUGCAAGAAGACACCGUGAGGCACAAAAAAUGUCCCUUCCAGAGCUGGCCUGAAGCCUAUGGCUCGGACUUCUGGGAGUCGGUGAGCUUUACUGACCACAGCCAGCACAGCCAGAUGGUCAUGGCCCUGACACUCCGCUGCCCACUGAAGCUGGACGCCUCCCUCUGCCAGAGGCGGGGCUGGCACACCCUCUGCGAAGACGUCCCCAAUGCCACGGCUCGAGAGUCAGAGGGGUGGUAUGUCUUGGAGAAGGUGGACUUGCACCCCCAGCUCUGCUUCAAGUUCUCUUUUGGAAACAGCAGCCACGUUGAAUGCCCCCACCAGACAUUUGCCCCAUCCUGGAACGUGAGCAUGGAUACCCAGGCCCAGCGGCUGGUCCUUCACUUCUCCUCAAGGAUGCCCGCCACCUUCAGUGCUGCCUGGAGCCACUCAGGCUUGGGGCAGGACAGCAUGGUGCUCCCUGUGUACAACGUCAGCCAGACUCAGGGCUCAAGCUCAGUGACACUAGACCUCAUUGUUCCCUUCCUGAGGCCAGGGGGCUGUGUCCUGGUGUGGAGGUCAGAUGUCCAGUUUGCCUGGAAGCACCUCCUGUGUCCGGAUGUCUCUCAUAGGCUCCUGGGGCUCUUGAUCCUGGUACUGCUGGCCUUCACCACCCUACUGGGUGUUGUUCUGGUGCUCACCUGCCAGCGCCCACUGUCAGGCCCAGGUCGAGCGCGGCCGGUGCUGCUCCUGCACGUGGCGGACUCCGAGGCGCAGCGGCGCCUGGUGGGAGCGCUGGCUGAACUGCUGCGGGCCGCGCUGGGCGGCGGGCGCGACGUGAUCGUGGACCUGUGGGAGGGCACGCGGGUGGCGCGCGUGGGCCCGCUGCCGUGGCUCUGGGCGGCACGGGCGCGCGUGGCGCGGGAGCGGGGCACCGUGCUGCUGCUGUGGAGCUGCGCCAGCCCGAGCCCCGCCGGCGGCCCGGAUGCCCGCGCCGCACCCCUGCGCACCCUGCUCCGCGCCGCCCCGCGCCCGCUGCCGCUGCUCGCUUACUUCAGUCGCCUCUGCGCCAAAGGCGACAUUCCUCCGUCCCUGCGCGCCCUGCCCCGCUACCGCCUGCUUCAAGACCUGCCGCGCCUGCUGCGGGCGCUGGACGCGCGGACUUCUACUCAAGCCACCAGCUGGGGUCGCCUCGCGGCCCGGCCGUGCCUGCGGGGUCGCGUGGAGCUGUGCCGCCAGCUGGAACGCGAGGCCGCCAAACUUGCCGAUCAAGGCUGAGCAGAGCUCACCGCAGUCCAGAUGUCUGUGGCCGCAGGCCUAGGGGCACUGGCUGGAAGCCCCGAAUGAGGCUUCUACCCUGGAAUCGUUGGAUGCCUCCUAGGGGCCACUGGCCACAAAGCCUUACGCUACCUCCCAGCCCGGGAGCGGGGCAUCACACUCACUGUCCCAGCCCGUUCCCCACGUUCCCCCAGGGUCCAGUCUCUUCCUCAUGCUUAUGCUUGAGGGUUCUUUCCCUCAGAGCCCCCAGGGAGAGUCACUCUUUCCUGAGAACUCCUCUGACCUCAGUGCUGUUGUGAGUGGGGGAUCGUCCCACUUCCUCUCUCCGAAAUUCCAGAGAAUAGUCGUCUGCACGUGCUCCAGUCCAGGCCAGAGAGGUUGGGACAGGGGUUGGGGAGGCAGGAGACAUGGCAGCUCUGAGUGGGAGGUGGCUGCAGAGGGGGUGGGGGGACAGAAACCCCUUUGGGAGCCAGGGAUCCCCCUUUUCCAGACCGGGGCCCU